UCAGCGAUCUACUGGAACAAAACACCUCCUGCAAACGUUAAAGGAAUACUUGGCGAAAACGUUACACUUGGGUGGAAUUUUACCAUUUCAUCCGCCGAAACUUUGGACAAUUUUGUUUUACUUCGAUCCAGUGAUGAUAUGAUUAGAUAUGAUCACAGCAAGGGUGAAGUGACAAUAUUCGAAAACUUCAAAGGUAGAGUGGCCAUGUCGGUCGAUGGAUCCCCGAAAUUUGUCCUAUUCAAUCUACAAGGAAAGGACGACAAAGCCAAGUUCUGCUUGAAGGUCUACACAAAGAUCAAAUCAACCGGUCACGCGCAAAGUUAUUGGCCUACCCCCAAAUGUGCUAAAAUUGAAUUACUGGGUAAGGUUAGUUUGUGCCCUCUCCUGUGAAACGAAUUGCACACGUAAAUUCACUAACUAAUUGUUUUCCUUCCUUGAACUGUCUUAAUAAUGUAGUAAAAUGGAAUUUACCACUUCCUUAGAUCGAAAGUAGAAGUAGCGCACACAAAACAUCUUUUCUUUUCCAUGUAUGGACGAAAGGUCAAGUUUGAUUAUUUGCUCCUCUAUAUCAUAUCAGUUAUAUCGAGUCAGGAAGGCCUAUUCUGUUUCGCAAAUACGCAGAAGAAAGGCAUGGAUGACAUUUAAAGCAGUGUAGCAAACAUUCCGAUAGUGCAUUAUGGGUAUCUGAUGAAUACAACGUUCUUUAACCUGUGAAAUGAAAAACAGUUUCGGUAUGCUGACCAAUGAUUCAACAAAAAUGAAGCCAAGCACCGCUGUUUUGAAAGAUCGGCUAAUUAACGAAAAAAAAAAUUAGCAGGAGUAGAUAAAAAGGCAUAUCUCGGGGAUGCCUAAACGUCCUAUUUCUUGAAUUAAUAUUUCAGAUUUCGAAGUCCACAUCAAUUGUCAUCAUAAGCCAAACAACACAAAUGAUGAUUAUAGAAUCUACUGCAUGACAUUGCGGUAAAAGUGUACCCUUUAUUCCCUGCAUAUUAAGCGAUGUAGUGGGUCAGAAUACAUUGUCAGUCCGGUAGCAACCGGUAUUCGGUAUCCUAUCACUAUACGUUUGUUUGUUUAUUUCAGGUUUUUUUCUCAACGUUAUUUGCAAAAUAGUUAGUUCCAGAGCAAUUGCUGCACAUGUGUCAGGGUUAAUGAAAUGGAGCUCAAAACUUACCUCUAUUUUUUAAAAGUCUGCUAAACAAUCAUAUUUUCUGCUUUCCUUUUUCAUUUAUUUAUUUUUUCUUUCGCAGAACGUCCCGGAAUCGUUGACAUCCCAAAAAACCACACCGUGACAUUUAUUGAGGGAAAAAACGUGACAAUCAACUGCAGCGCAACUGGCAUACCAACUCCUAAUGUUACGUGGACAAAAUCAGGCAAUGAAACUAAAAACUUUCCACCAUCAUCUCCCCUAAAAUUGGAAAAUGUAAGCAGAGAAGAGGACGGCUUAUAUUGGUGCGUAGCAGAAAAUGGACUUGGUAAAGUCACUGCUUCUGUCAGGGUCAUUGUUCAAUGUAAGUAAUCUUGGAAAGAGUAGGAAAUUGGACCAUUUCCCUUCACAUUUUAUAAGAAAUGUACAAUGACUGAUAUAUCGUAUCCAUAUUACAUAGCGUGGUUACGACUCUCUAAGAUCCACUUUUAAGUAAUCAGAGGAAACUUUUAGACGUCUUGCAAACGAAGGAAACAGCGAGAAAGAACUUCACGUAGUUAUAGUAAUUAGCACGCAAAUUGCCCAUGUUUCUAAUCACAAACAUCCAACCACCAAACGUUAUCGACUUUGAAGGUCUGAAGAAGGAAAUAUAGGUUGAAGCGCUUGAAUAUGAUGUUAAGUUUGUUUUCGAUGAGAAUUCUUGAUAGCUAUUCUUAAUUUAUGGCACCGUCGGAAGUUAUUACUUUUCACUUUUUUGGUUAACGGUUAACGGUUAAAUGGUUAACGUUAAAGUUUUCCAUCCCGGUAAUUAACAUUGCGCAAAAAAUUUGCCAGAUACUCUAAGAGAAUAUUAAUCAAAAAGGUUAAUUUAAGCACCGGAAAUUCGUUAACAUAAAUAUCAGUUCCAUAUAAACAACAACAAAAAAAAACGUGUAUUCAGGUGGUCGCAUUGGGAUGCCAGAAAAGAACAUCGAUCAUUACUAUACUUACCCGUUUGCACAAUGGGAUUAGAUGAGCCAGUCCUCCUCGUGCGAUGUGCUACUUUUCAGUUUAUAUAAAGUUAAGAUUAUAUUUCUGUGCACUAAACAAACGUUUUCAUUUAGUUACCUUUACUGAAUCUUGCCUCUGUUUACACUUAUGUUGAAUCAAGUAUGCAUAUGUUGCUGAUCAGUGCACAUGAACUAUGUAGGUGUGCUAAAAAAGCAGAGUCCCAGUAUAUUCAGACCUUCUUAAACAAGGACGAUAAUGUUGCAAUUUGACAACAACUAGUUCGACUAUCAUUUGAUUGUAUAUUCAAUGACACCAUUGUCUAAGAAACUGAUAACAUCAUGCUUUGUUAAGUAAGGAAUACACAAUUAAUUGUGAGUUCUGCUUGUCGGUGACUGAAACUAAAAGAACCACUUAUGCAAUAUGCUGAAUUAAACUACUAGGUAUAACUGCCUUCUCUCCGUAGACGCCCCAAGUAUUAGCAUAGGACCUAUCAGUCAAACAGUGAAUGAGUCUGAUGACUUGGAGCUUUUCUGUAAUGCCACUGGGCGUCCAACUCCUCAAAUCACGUGGUACAGGGUAACGGACCCUUCAGUGCAACUCCCAAAUGGUACAGCCCUCAAAGUGAAGAAUAUAAACAGAACUGAUUCCGGAGUUUACCAGUGCAGGGCUAGUAAUGGAAUUGGAACUGAUGUGUGCGCUUCAGCCAAUGUCACAGUCAACUGUGAGUAGAAAAUUAUCAAUAAAUAUGAGACUGAAAUGAAUCUGAAAUAUAUUUAAAGUUGUUUUCCCUCGCCAGCUCCUCCUGAAUUCUAAUGGUUGCAGUAUUUGGUCCUUGUCUCUAUAAAUCCUCUUUAAACAUAAUUUAUCGAGCCCUAAAUGUGGCUGUUAAGAAAAGCGAUCAGUUUACUUUCCCUCACAUGGACACAUUAUUAGCCUUAUUACCUUCGGCAAGUAUAAAACAAAUACACGGGGAUAUGUCAACGGGGAUAUGAUCGGUGUACCACAACAAUGCAGGUGUACUAAAAAGACAGAGUCUAGUUACAGUAUUGUCCCUAGCAGUAACAAAAUCGUUGCAAUAUGUUAAUAUCUAGUUCCACCAUCACUUGAUUAUACUUCCGAUGAUACCACUGUCAACGAAACUGAUAACGUCACGCUGUUUUGCAAUGCCACUGGAUAUCCUCAUCCACGCAUAACGUGGACAUUUUUGAGAGGAUCAGAAUCAACAAUUGUUGGACGUGAAGAAUCUCUUCCCUUGUCCAACGUUAGCAGAACUCAAGCAGGAACGUAUCAGUGUAUGGCAUCCAAUGAUUGGACUAGUUCAAAGGCAGCCAAUGUACAAGUGACAGUAAACUGUAAGUACAGAAGUCAGAGUUGAUCCACAAUUAUUCAUCUCAAUUAAUCGUGAGUUCUACUUGUCCGGUCGGACUAGUUCUAAAGAGGACUACUGCUAACUGUUCAAAUUCCUGCUUUGAUAAUGAAAAAUACGUUCUUUUUCAUACUGGCACGUUAAAAAUUUCUAAAAGUUGAUCAAACGGCUAAAGAGUUCAAGUUUCCAGUUGGCAGAUAAAAAUCAUAUUCAGUUAGUUCAUUAGGAUGCCAGAAAAGAACAUCGAUCAUUACUAUGCUUACUUGUUUGUCCAAUGAGAUUGGAUGAGCCAGUCCUCGUCAUAUGAUAUUUCAUUUCUCAAUUUAGAUUAAGUUGGGAUUGCAUUUCUUCCGCACUAAAUAUAUAUUCAUUUAGUUACCUCCACUGAACCUCGCCUCUGUCCACAUUAAUGUUCAAUCGAGCAUGCAUAUGCUUCUGACCAGUGUACAUCAACUAUACAGGUGCCCCAUAAAAGUAGUCUCGAGGCAUUCAGACCUUCUCUAACAAGGACGAUAUAGUUGAAAUUUGUCAAUAUUCAGUUCCACCAUCCUUUUAGUACAUAUCUGAUGACACCAUUGCCAACAAAAUGGAUGACAUCAUGCUUUGUAAGUAGGGACAACACAGUUGUUCUGCUUGUUGGUGACUAUAACUAACGUUGCCAUACACUAAAAAAAAGAACCACCCAUGCAAUACGCUGAACAAAAGUAUUAGGUAGUUUUGCCUUUUCUCCGUAGACGCCCCAAGUAUUGACAUGAGACCUAAUCUAAGUCAGUUUUUCUUUUUCACAGCUUCGCCUUAACGUCAAAUGGAUAAAGAUUCUGUUUCUUAUCUCGAUCAUCUUAUCUUUUGCAACAUAAUUUCGAGAGCCCUGAUGGCUCCUUUAAGGAAAGGCGAUCUCUUUUUAAUCUUUCUUAUACAUUCAAUUGUUAUUAACCUUGCGGGAGGUCUGUAUGGGAGAGUCUUAAAAGAGGUUGGUAGCACGCAUCGAUCACAGAAGGGUCUUUACCAGCGACCAAGGUCAAGAUUUUGCCACACGAACUGACCAACCCUGGUUAAUAAAAAAAAAUGAAAAAGGAAAGAACAUGAGAAAAUUUAUUUGCUCCCUUCACUAAGCUCAAGAAUUUAUCUGGCUUACUUCUGACACUAACCCUUCAGCCCAAAUAGGAUAAGAACAACCGUUCAAAUUCCACCUUCGGACAAUUUUCGUUAAGUAAUAAAGAAAAACACUUCCUCUUUUCAUACUGGCUCAUUGAAAAAUUCUCAAAGGUGACCAAUGUAGGAAGGAUUUCAAAAUACUUCAUGUGCUGUUAAUUACCGUUAGAAGAACUUGUGGUCUCUUAAUUCCUAUCCUUGGAUGUUCACUAUAAAAAUAUGAGUGCUGCGGACGAAACAAAUUGUACAAUAGAGAUGUAGUUUAACGGGAACAAGUGGUACAAUGUAAAAACUUAAUUACCUCUUAUUUAUUACGUUCUUAUUAAGCUUAUCAAGGGGGAAUAUGAUUUUUCCCUUGCUCAGCUAACGUCCCUGUUGGUUUUGCUAUAGAAAAUACAAAUAUUUGCCUUACCAAGUAUUAUCUUCAAUUGUUGAAACCACCUUAUCGUUCUACAGACCCUAACAGGAAUCUUUUGAUACUCGUCAAUUUCAGAUAAACCAUUUGCGACCCGCCUCACAUCAAAUGCUACGAGAAACACAGCAAUUAGUGGCCUACCGGUAACCUUUUUCUGUAAUUCAGACAGUGUACCGCCUCCAGCGCUCGAGUUACGUUUCAAGAACAAAUCAUUAGGUCUUUUUAGUGGUAGAAUGUUCACCAUUGAACACGUCAAUGCUUCAGACGAAGGAAUGUACCAAUGUGUGCCGAAUAACAUUUUGGGAACCGGCCCAAUUGCGACUCUGUACCUAACCGUAGCAGGUGAGAACAGAAAAUGAAGACUUUGAGUUAGGAUGUGUUAACAAGCUAAACUACUUUAUUUCAUGAAUAAGGUUUUAUCAUUAUUAAGGACAAAAAAAAAAUAUAAAAUAUAGUUUAUUUUUCUUUUUAGACUAUGAUGACAGAUAGUGACCAAUAAUUUACUUUUUCGAGUGACAUAGUCUUAAAAUUUUUCCCACGCCGAAAGUGGAUGAACAGAAGCAAGACUCCAUCAUACGAUUAAUUACUUUACCGGGAUAAAAUUUUUAUCCUUUGACAUAAAUUUUUCUUUGAUCGUUUCAAUUUUGCUUGAUUGUUGGCGACUUUGAUUAUGAAACGAGUAUUUUUCAAUCACUGACUUCAGUUGUUCCUUGUUAGCUACAUUUACAUCUUUUGACAUCAGGAAUUACACUUUUAUAACAGUGCUCUAUCGCUCUUAAUGGCAAUGUUGUCGCGUUUUUUUCAACAUUUAGUUCCACCAUCAUUUGAGUAUAUAUCCAAUGACACCACAGUGAAGGAAAAUGAUGACAUUGUGUUGUUCUGCAAUUCCACCGGACACCCUCCUCCACGUACGCAUAACGUGGACGAUUUUAAGCGGAUCAAAAGCAAGAAUUGUUGGACAUGAAGAAUAUCUUAACCUUGUUCAAUGUCAGCAGAACCCAAGCAGGAACGUAUCAGUGUACAGCAUCCAAUAAUGUGACGCGUUCUAAGACAACCAAAGUACAAGUCACGAUAAACUGUAAGAACAGAAUUAUUGAUCCACUGUCAUUUAUCUUGAUAUUUUGACAAGCCUGAUAGUUCGGGUGUGAGACGUCCUGAGAAGGACUUGACAGUGACGGAGACUGAUUUUGAUUUUAAUGUCUGUUUCGGGAUUCUGGAAACGCGACUCCUUGUCACCGCCAACAGUCCUUUGCAAAACUACUCUCGUUCAGACAACAUGAUCGAUUGCUACUCUUAGGUUGUGAACAGAAAAGUACUGAUUUACUUCAGUCAUAACUAACUUUACACGGUUUUCUUAUAAAAGGGGAGGUCUCCUUCUUUAAAAACAGCUGAAAUGGCCACAAAAAUAAAUUUCGGAAUGCAUUACAAUUAUAUUCAACCCUACAUUUCAACUUAAAGAUUUUAGAACUAGUCUGAAUUAGUGAUAGAUGAACUAGUGGACAUGUGUCUUUGUUAGCAAAAUUGAUUUACAAAAGCUCUCUAUUUGAAUGAAUCCAACAACGGCUGCUUUCAGAUUUAACAUAGCCUUUUUAUGGGGGUGAGGAGAUAUGGGUUUCUCAAUGCUACUUCUCUUGAUUUGUCUUUGUGCUUGACCGGCAAACCGUAGAUAAACCGGAGAUCAAAGACACGGUCCAAUCGACAAUUUAUACCUGGAUUAACCGAGAAACCAAAUUGACGUGUGCGGUGGAUGGUGUACCUCGCCCAAAUAUCACCUUCACUCGAGCUGGAAGUAUACUGCAUUCUACGCCGUCUGAAAAUGGCGCCAGUCAACUUAUAAUUAAACCUGAGGGUGCCACUGACUUUGGUGACUAUACGUGCACAGCAAAAAAUCACCUUGGUUCUGUAAAAAAGAUCAUUAAAAUAAAGCAAAUAGGUAAGAAACGUUACGAAUGAAGCCAUCUUUAAAGAAGUCUUCUAAAGUGACGAUUUUGUUGUAUGUAACUUACCGUACAAAAGAAAUCUUAGAGAGAGAGAGCUGGGUUGCAUUCAUCAUGUUCCCCUUGACUGGGAAAUAAAUGGAAGCCUUAUGGUGGGUGAAAAAAGGUUUAUGCCAUUUAAUUUUUCCGAAAAAAUCCGCCAAAAUGGCAAGGAAGAGCAAAAUUUAGGGAAACUUUCUUAUUCAUUGCCAAAUGGUUUUCUUCGAUUUCAAGAUAAGCGUUUACUUUCGGUGCUAAUAACUUGCACACUGUAUAGUUGCGCCUGCAGCACCAGAGGGACUGGAGAUUGAAACAGGACUUCACACCAUGGAAAUUCAUUGGCAGUCGUUAGAAUCCACUCCUGAUAGCCCUGUUGAAGAUUAUCUGGUAAUUGUGGAGAUGAAAGGUGAAUCCGAAAGUCGGAAAACCUGCAUUCGAGUCCAUACGGGUAAGCGGCAUCUUACGUGUGCUAUAAACGAUCUUGAGAGUGGGACGGUGUAUAGCGUUAAGGUUGCAGCCCGUAACAAGGUGGGCUACAGCGAGUUCGCAGAAAAAGAAGUCCAGACAGAGUCAGAAGCCAAACCCAUAACCAACACAGGUAGGUUGCUAUGAGAAGAGAAAAUAAUUUAAUUAUCAUUAUACCGUGUAAUGCAAAACAUGUUUCUUCACUUGUUUUUGACCGAAAGCGAACGUGUAUUUGUUAUGUUUGCAGCAGUUGCUAUAAUUAUGUUGCAGCCCAAUCUGUGUGAUCUGAAUUUAGGAGAGAACUCUGUCAAAAGGCCCAGCUUUCAAUCACUUAACAUUCAAGACCUCCUUAAGUAUAUGUCAACUUAGCAUAUCAAGUUAAUUGUAAAGUAACGAGAUUAUUUUAGAUGAGGAGAAACACAUCUUUUUUGGUGGAAAAUAUCACAUAUAUUUCUUAUUCUAGAACACUGAAAUCUAGAGUGCUCAACUGAACUCCAAGUUAAACUUCAUAACACUGCUUUAUCGGUGUUAAUUAUGAAUCUGAGACCGUCAUUAAAUGAACCUCAGAACAAAGAAAAGUUCAUAGCUUUUCUCUCAAUAUCGUCGUUAUCUUAUUAACGGUGUUAUUCAUAGCAGACUCUGUUGUAGGAAACUUAAUUUAGCAUUUCCUUGACCCUUUGUUAUAUGCAAUUAUUUCACGAUGGUAAGCAAACAAACUCUCUAUUUCAGUAAAGAAAGAAUUCCAGGAGCAACAUCAGCAGGAACACUUGUCAAAUACAGUCAUUGAUGGCAUUAUUGCAGGAGUUCUUAUUUUCUGCAGUCUGGUAGUGGUAAUUUUUGCAGUUCUCAAACACAGGCGACCCUGUCAUCCAGGUUAGUUGUCUCGAAGCUUUUCUUGACGAAGAUGAAAAAAAUUGUGUAAGGAAAUUAUCCUCUAAGGAAUUUACCUCACGUCGAUGGUCGGAUCUUCGGCCAAUGUCUCUGAGAAUACUUUUCCGUGGAGCCUGCUCCAAAUAUACCCCAACAGAUAGUCAGAUCUAAACAGAGUAUAUCAUCUUAGGGAAGUAACCAGUACUCAGCGCAACAGAGGGAAUGAAUUUCGUUAUGAUGUGUAAAUCUUUCUAAUAGUUAAAAGGAGAUGCGAGUUUCUUUUAAUGAAACGCAGAGCAUGAACCUAAAUGGAGUGUCUAAUAAAUGUUGAAAGUUCAUUAAAAGAGUACUAAGUCAGGAGAACCGAACUGAAGACUGAAACUGAAACUUGCCCAGUCAACAUAAUUCUAAGAUAAAGGUGUAAUGUUGUAUAGUUUUAAAAUAGUUACAUUUACUUUUCUUUCAACUUCUCAGUAUGCAAGAAGGAAAGCCAGGAUUUAAGGUACAACCACAUUAGCCUCUUAUUGUAAUUAUCCAUACCAGUGGGUAGUCAUAAAUGUAUUACAUCAACGUGCCAUGAAGAAAAAGCUGGCUUUUCAUUCUAAACAGCCUCUAUUUGGCGUAAAAAAACUUGCACGGAUGUUUGUCCGCAGUCAUUAUCCCUUUCGAGAAGCUGACAGUUUUCCUCGAGCGAUAAAUUCGCGCUAAAGGAGGCUGUUGUUGAUGUAACCUCCAUUUUGCUUGAAUUAAUCUCUUUUGUUUGUUCAUCUGCCAACUGUUCUUCAAAGUUCACAAUAUCUUUUAGAGCAAAGCUCAGAGGAAACAGUAUAAGCUGAAAGUUUUCCCUGAGCUUUGUUCUCAUACGACUGUUCACUUAUCAGAACAAAUCGUGUCCGCAGAAAAAUCUUUGCACCUAUUUCCGCAUCAGGUAAAGCCCAGUGUCCGUGUAAUUUACAAUUGAUCCGGUUGUCAGAGUGGGUCUUCUCUAUGUCAUUAGCGUAAGAUGACCUAGGAUCUGAAAAUUAAUGUUCAUAUCCACGCUAUAGAUGCCCGUAUGUUUUGCAACGUAUUCAAACUUUCAUACCGAUCCAUCCUAAGAGUCAUAAGAUUAAAUUGCGAAUUCUAAGGUUUACGUCGUGUCGCUAAGACUGACUACAGCUUUACGAAUAGACUGAUAUGAUUAUUUACUUUAUUACAAGCUCUGAGGAGUGCAACGAGGGGCAUGAUAAUCCAGUAUGCAGUUCCGAAAAUCCGGUAGCAGAUGAGAUGGAGGUAAGUUACCAGAGCUAACUUGUAUUGUUUUAAGCUAGAUGGUUUGCUUCUCAGCUCCGAUCUGGUAACUUGUGACGUGCAUCUAAUUAAAAGCAUUCCGUUGGGACUAAUAAAACACAUUCUGUAUCCGGAAAUUGGGCUAAUAAAACACAUGUCCUGCUAUUUACUAAGCAGCAAUGCUCUACAAACAGAAUAUAAACCACGUGUUGGGCCUUGCUCACCAUAGAGUCUCUAUGGCUUAGUGGUAGAGCAUCAAAGCGCGGAAUCCGAAGUUCUGUGGUUCGAUUCCUCGUGGAGACUUAGAAUUUUUCUUUGGCCGACGUUCGCGACAAGACGAAAAACAUCUUUCUCUAGAACAUUUAUUAUUGCAAAUUGGGCUAAAUAUAAACGUUAGCUUUGUUUGCUUGAAAUGCGAAAUAGUCUACUGAGAAAUGUAUAGUGUUCCUGUCUUACGUGGUUUGUGUUUGUUUUUUCUUUCUUUUUGGCAGGAACGAGUGUGAAGUUCAUAGCCUGCAUCAGCCCUCUCAUUGAAGGGUGCACCAUCGUCUCGAUAAAUAAGGAAACAGUUAUUAUUUGCCGCCUGGGAAGGGGAGGGGUUGAAGAUUUUGAUUGUGUCCCGAUAAAAUUGACCUGAUCCCCGCCUCCCCGAAGGCUCUGUCUCUUAUGAUUACCCUCCCCCUCAUUGGCAGUUGAUUGGCAGUAAAUGUUCUACAGUCCUCCUUAAACUCUGUUGGCGACCCUUCCCCUUCAAAACUAUGUGACCCCCCCCCCAAAAAAAAAAAAACCUUCCACCCAGCCCUCCCUCAGGUGAUAAAUAAUGACUUGUCCUUAAAGAAAGAUUGUAAAAAAUGCGUAUAGCUGCCCCCCCCCCCACCAUGCGUUUAACACGAUGUUUGUACAUUACUUGUAGUUCCUUCCUGUAAGAACCGAACGUUAACUACAUGUUUUUGUAUAGUUAUUUAAUAGCUGGCAUUGCCAUAGAGAUUAGGAUACCGUCAUCAUUUGAGGUGUCAAGACUAACGUAGUUACAGCUUGUGUAUAUUAGUUAACACUAGAUACCUGGUUUGUUGCCAGAAAGGAACAAAAAAAAAGAAACGCUGAAACGUCUUCCUUUUUUUGCAUUAUGUUCUGACGUAUGAGGCUAUGCUGAGAAACAUGUUUUUUAAAAAUAAGUGGAUAAAUACACAACUGGAACUCUAAAAGUUUUACAGGAGUUAGAGUAGAAGAUAAAUAUUGAAGUGUGCCUGAUUUCUGGUGUGUGCAUUCUAGGUUUCACCGUGUUACAUGCUUAAAAGUGCAUCAUCUUGUUGGUUUACUCGUUUAAUUAACCUUUGUCGAGUUUUCUUGUAAUCUUGCUUGCAGUGCAAAUUACUUGGAUAACAUCUAUAAAACUGCUUUCUUUAUGCUUAUUUUGUAUUGCUUAGAGGUGUUGAUUAUGAAGGAUUCUUUCAUCGAAUUUCUAUCUCUCUCCACCGCUUAUGAUUCGAUUCUCUGUCAAAUUAUCCCUUGACCAUUCAUAUGUUGUUCAGUAAAAGCGUGUUUGGUCCUCCAAUCUGAACCUCAAAAUAAGUAUGACAUUUACAGCAUGCAUUCUUCCCGGGAGCUGACCAGGAGAUUAUCACUAUAUUCCAAGGUGAAUUCCUUGCGGCAAUCGACUCUCAAACCAAGCAAGUUGGCAGUCCUAAGGUGAUAAGGGCUUUGUAAUACAGAAAGGUCACAGCAAUGGUAAAGCAAAGCAACGCUUCAAUUUCUUUUAUAAGUACUUCCUUACCUACGCUUCCUUAUUCAGUAAAUACGCGCACCAUAAAUUUUGACUCCCGAACAACAUUAAACAAAAUAAAUCAGUCGUAUUAACCCUACCAUGAACUCCCGUGAGUGACGAGAAUGAAUUUCUCUUGACAAUAUCAAUAUAAUAUCAAGUAAACCGGUAUAAACCGGUAUAACUUUACAAGAAUAUACCACGAUUUUGUCUCCACUACACAACAAAUAACACAGUAGUGUAAACCAAAUAAGUUUAUUCAGGGAAGCCUGCCGAGAACCAACCCGAGGCAUAUGUUGCCUGAGGCAUACAUACAUGCAUACAUUUGCAACUGAUAUACCAUAUACAAUAUUGAUAUACAAUCAAUUCCUGACACAUUCAAAAAUAGGUAUACAUCGCUAACAUGUUAACUUCACCAAGUCAGGAUUAACAGAGAUGGGCAACCACUUACAAGGACACUACUUCGGUUAUGCGGAGGCCACAAAAAAACCUCUUUGAGGAAAAAAAUAUGACAGGAAAUCUGGGUAGGAACUAUGGCCCAAAUUCAGAGCAUUUAGUAGCCCAUCCUACGAGGCUUCAUAGUUAAAUACAAUAAGUUUUUAAACAAAAAUAAAUUUGGCGUCAGCCAAAGGUGCAAGGUUGGUUCUGAAGCCUAGGUGGACAUCACGUGCCAUACUCUACCCAUCGUUACCCAUGAUUCUCGGGCCUAACUUAGUCCCAGGCCUUGUCGUAUAUCGUGCCGACAAAAUAUUUAUUUCUGCCUUAUUCGCAGACUCAAUCGUCAGAAAUACCAUUUUCUUGAGCUUGGACGAUUUGGACCAUAAGCCAAGCUCUAAGUAAAAGUCAAAACACAACCUAGUCAACUUAUUUCGCAAUCCGUUAUUUACUUAAGAAGGGAUACAUCCAACCAAUACAAUAAAAACAAUCGAAGACUCUCAUCCGAUAGUUGUAACACGCGAUAAUAUUCCAUGUCAUGCUAUUUUUAAACCAUAAACUAGUGUUAAAGAGAAAAUCACAGAAGUAUCCUACAUGGUGUUUUUAUCUAUUAAAUUAAGAGGAAAUACUAUAGAAGGUCACUGAUUUGAACUUGUUUUUACUCAAAUUUCCGCUCGCUCAAACGCAAAUUCUUUUUCUUUGAAGCACGUUUUACAGCCACUCUUUACCAGGUAACCUAAACUCCGAUCCAGAGCGUCUCGCAAUUUAUUUUUCUUUAAAAUUAGAGUUAUGCAGCUAAAAAAAAGUGGAAACGCUUAUUUGACGAGUCCGGAAUGUUAUGAAAAUGAUUGCAUUACUUAAGUUUUAGUAUUGAAAUUAACCGUGAAAUUGAAAAUUCUAUAUUUCAUUGUGUUUCUUGUACUUUUUUAGAGGGAAAAUGGUAGUUCGGUUAUGUCUCUAAGUAAGAACUGUAAGACACAUAGAUGGAAAGAAACUGCCUGUCUUAAGCAAUUGUUAAAGAAAGCAGGCUGCCAGUUUUCUUUAUGUCGAAUUUUGCUUCAGCUCGUUGCUCAAAAAGUUCCACUAGGAGCCAAUUUACACCAUUUACUUACAUAACAAACAAAGAUAUUUUCGUCAUUUACAACGAACACGCUGAUCAAAUACACCUGACCGAUAGAGGCCAUACACUACAUGUACCUUUAUAAAAUUGCCCUUAAAAUACAAUUGUGGGGUAAUUGAAAGCGUCACUCCUAAGAAGGUCAAGCCACAGGUUUGGAUUGAAUCAAUCAUCAAAAGAAGCACAGUUCCAUCGGGGUGACUCAUCUGAGCGGGACAGGUUACUCUCAGGGAACAGACGAAUAGUUUUUUUAAUAAUUCUAAGAAGGACGGGUUACGACACCGAAUUCAAUUUUGAAACAACAACUGAUUUCUUCAAGCAAGUAACCAAGCGGGAUGAUACUUAUGACUUGGAUUCAAAUCUUAACAUACUUAAAUCUCGCUAUUCUUCUUCCUGACGGAGGUAAGUAUAAAUCUGUGACUUCCCUACACAACGCUCUUUCAUUCUAUUCAGAUUUCAUGUUCUAUAUUUUUCUCAGCCAUUUAAAUUUUCGAUUUAUCGUCAACAUAAGCAAACGUAUUUACUUAACUGAAUAAAUAUUUUGUACGAGUACCGCUGACUUUUUUGUCUUAGCAGGGGAAAUAAAGGUGGGUCGCGAGUCACCACAAUAGCAGUAUAAAUGUUACAUAUCGGGGUGUUCUUAGUCAGUGAGAUGUGAUUAGAGCCACCAGGGGCUCAAAACUGGCCUUCGCUUGCGAUUGGCUACCUCAAAGCACGAAGUGUCUUUUCUUAUGUCUAUUUUUUUAUUAUUCGUGACUAACAAUGGGAAAUAUCAUGUUUGUUAUUUUCUUGUCUUGUAGCGUGUUUCACAUGGAUACAAGAGCCAGAGAAACCAACUCAAGCUCAUCUGGGUUCAAGAACUGUCCUCCGAUGGAGCUUUGAGUCUGUUGGUGACACCUUUUUGUUUCUCUUGAUAUCUAAAAACAAUUCCUUGUAUGGUGAACCAAAACAGCGGGAAAUUGUAACAAAACUGGCAAACGGAACCAUAUACAUUUAUGAUGAGUUCAAAGAUCGCGCUGAGUUACUAAACCAGACUACACUUGUUCUAACUGGAAUACGAAAUGAUGACGAUGGAAACUACUGCUGUCAAGCUUUCUUCUUACAAGGAAUGUACACAAGCUGCGUGGAUUUACUUGUGCUAGGUAUGGUGACUCAGUGAAAUGAUUUUUGUUCUACCAAUUUAUCUUGGACUGAUCCUAAGUGAAGCAAGAUACAGUGCGAAACACACAAAUAGAGCUUCCGGGAUCAGUUCAGGGUCGCCCGUCUUGCUUCAGCAGACAUUAAACCUAGAAGUCAGUCAUUACAAGAUAUCAUAAAAGGUCAUGCCAGUUUACAAUCUCUUGGUCAGUACUCUACCCACAAAAUGUCCCCCUAUCUCACAAAUUGUGGCGCAUCAUGAUUUCCGAAAUAGAGAUAUUUGAGUUUCCUUAACUCUGACCUAUUUUCGAUCUGUAGAAAACUUCAAUCUUUCUAAAGUGUGCCUUUUAGCCUAGUUAUAGCGAGUUUCUUUCUUGUAGUCAUUAAGAUUUCUUUAUCCGAUUCCUACACCAUUGUAAUUUCCUCCUGCAAUGCAGCUGUCCUUUACUUUCUUUUAUUUUCAAACAUCAAUACAACUUAAUAAGAGUGUUUUCGAUGAUUAUGAAUCUUAAUUGGUCAUGCCAGACAAGUACGUCGAGUCUACUUCUGAAGAAGGUUGGAUGCUGGUAACGUUAAGUUGCAGAAAGAGGCUGCAAAAAAAUCGUGUCUGCCCCGAUUCCCAAAGCUGCGUCCGCAGUGGAUAAGCCAUUCUCCCUUUUAGACUUGAAAAGCUUAAGGAGCGAGAAAAGUGUCUCUAAAUCAUGUUCAGACAGAGACCACCUCAAGGCAUUCACCUGAUUUGUAUGGUUGGAUAUAUAUCCGCAAAAAUAGAAUGCCUCAAGGCUCUUGGGCCUAAUUAUAUUAUUAAAAAAUUGAAUGGAGGCAACCAUUCAGUUUUGAAACAUUACUUCCGACCCUUAGACAUUAAAAGCGGCGUUAAAAGAAAGGCUUUAUCUUCACUUCCCCCUCAUCGAUAUUCUCCACCUCCUUGCCAAUAAAUCAGCCUUUUGGGUCCUCAACCGAAAACGUGUACCUACACACAAGAUCGGGAAAGAGACUGUUCUUCCAUUAGCAAAACCCGUCCUUUGCCGGAGGCAAGUGCAUCGGUAAGCUUACGUGGGAGAAAGUAGAGGUGACAGCUUUAGGGCUAUGUUACAAGGAUUUUGAAAACCUGAUAUAUUUCUAAACAUCAACUCAAAGAGCUGGGAAGAAGAAGCAGCAAGAAGCGAUCGACGUCGAGGGAAGAGAAUAUGCCGAGCGGACUGAAUAGGAGAGAACCAAACAGAAGGAAAUCAACUGUAGCAACAGCCUCACAACCCGCGAUCAUCUUACUCUGCAGGGACUGUCGUUCAUGCCUUGGUCUUAUCAAACUAAAGUCGACGAUGUUUCAGCCACUUUGGCGCAUCAAUUAUGAUCCACGCCGACCGAAGGAGGACUUCAGUACCAUACAAAAUUAAGGGAGCAAAAUUGAGCGCACUAGCAAUACCUUGUUUGGGUUUGAAUCAAUUUGUUAUUUGCAAUAUUUAAUGGCGAUCCUUUCUGGAAAUAUUUUUCUUCACAUUUCUUACCGAUAUUUUCAGUGAACCUUCAUUUGCAUCAAUGUCUAAAUCUCUUAAACCACUUCCUAACUUUCUUCAUUACAUCACAAGCUCCUUUCGGUUCAGUGGCCAGUUAUUAUGGAUGUAAACAGCAUAUAAAUGUUUAGAAUCACAACUUAUGUCUUCCCUUUACAAAUAACUGAGACUUUAAAAUCUAAAUUAAGUUUAUGAUUGAAAACCAACCACUACUUUAACAUUUGCAUAUUUAGUGGCUUUGUCCUCUUCAUAAGAACAACGCUGAAUUACAGCAAUUUGAAAAAUAAGAUAAAUAACUACUACUUGCCAACUUGAACAGAUGAUGUCACUCGAUAUCAUUCUACACUCUCAACAAUUAUGGCCACGAGUUCUGCCUUUACCAUGUCUCAAGUUUAGGAAUGAAUUCAUUUUUAUAAUAGCUAUUUUGGUUUGGUGAUGAUGCUCCCUUGCUGAUAAGAUGGAAUCGUGUUCAUAAUUAGUCCAUAUUCAAGAGAAUAUGUUUAAACGUCGUCGCCGUUCUUAUUUUGUUCAUGAAAUCUUUGUCGAUCCAUAAUGGUAAAAUAAUCAUGGUGACCACAACAUGUACACCAGAGACAGAUGAAGAUUCCUGUUAUACAGAUCAGAAGCGAAAUUACAGAUAAUAACGAGUGGAAUUCGUUAUAAUGAUCACCUCUAAGUCUCUUCUCUGCGCCAGCUUCUGCGUCACACAGCGAUAGCAGAUUGCUACAAAGCACCACAAAGAAAAUGUCACCCACAAUACGUCUUCGCUUCUUCCUGAUAUGGCUCUCUGAGUGUUUUGUUUCUGGGUUUGUGUGAAAAUUCGUAAAUUUUUCAAUCACUUUCCACGACUUAGACUGGUAAGGAAACAUCAGUGAUGGCAUCUUUGAAAGUUCUAGUGCUGAAUCAUUUUCCAGUGUGUCACGAAGUCGAGAUACAGUGAGAAGGCCUUAAUUUCAAUUACAAGGAAAAAUCGAUCAAUUUGUCGUAUGUAAAGUUGGUCACCCACACAUAAAAAAGUUCAUUUGACCGAGUGUCAAAUACAUUGAUCGGAACGUGACAUCGCUUAAAAGGAACUUUUGGCAACUGCUGUCUUAUCAAGACCUUUGUUUUAACAGAAAACGAGAUCUAAUAACGUGUCUGACAGUUUACAUUUUGUUCUGGAUGCCUGGCAGGUGAGUUUCGCAUCUAAUCUCCUGAAUUCAGCCACCAGCCACGUUUGCUGUAUAUUACAUAUCUAUAUUGAAAAUACUUCUUCUAAUUUCUUUGACUGAGGGGCCCAGCUGUGACGUUGUUCGUCUGUCAUUGUCAAACAUUGACUAUAAAUAUUUUAUGUUUGAUAACUUAGAGCGAGUCGAUUUUCUUCUUCAUAACACGGAACAUAAAUAAAGAGGAUAUUAUUCCAAAUGGAAUCCAUCUGAACGAUCUUAUUUCUUUUGCUAAUCUGCUUCUACGAAUUCUUUAUGAUAUAAAAGAGGUUUACCAAACGCAGAAAUCGACAGAAAUCAUUAACUUUUGAAUUGGUGACUUUUUCGCCUCCAGCAAUGCUUUAUCUGUAAUAGCUAUUGGACUAAACACUAAACACACAAAAUUAUGCAGAAAAACGUUUUGGUGUAAACAAUUUCCAAUUUAUUCUAAUAUCAUUAUUAUUCAUACUUUCUCUAGGAUAUGUUUUAGCUAGCAAUUGUUAAGCAAAACGUAAAAAACAACGAAAUAAGGCAAAAGAGGUUGUCGAAUAUUAUAAUGGCUUAAUGUACUUUGGUAAAAAAUGUGCAAUUGUUAAUUGUUGUGUUUUGUCCUGAAUAAAGCUUUGAUCCAUGGCUAGGCUUUCAAACUAAUUUUUUUGGACUGAAUGAAAAUUUUGUUAAUAGUAAACAUAAGGAAGAGUUUUUUUAUUUAUUCUACCUUUUCCUUGGAACUCUGACAGGGUAAAAGUUCAUACAAUGAUUUCGUAUCACAAAGACGGAACAAAUACUUCACAUUUAGCAGCUCCUCCCUUACAUAUGAGUCUAAAAAAUGACCUCGGGAAAUAGGGAUUCGUUAUCCAAUAUAACUUUUAUGCCUCAGGUUAUCCAAGGUACCUAAUAACGAAGAUUUUCAUAUUGCCAGUUUAUGCAGCUGAUCAACUGAUACCCUGAUUAACAAUUUCAGGGAUGUCCUCUGCUCGCCUGAACCUUUCCAUACUCAAAGUUGAAGCAGGGUCCAAGAAAUUUGUUUUUCUUUCGCCUUUGCAGAUGAUCUUUUAAUAUAUUUUGGCAAAACCGAAACUCUUUCAGAUUUCACCGCUUACAAUUAACAGUUGUGCACUAAUGGAAGAUGAUUAAAGCGGGCGUGAAAACGGAACUAAGCCAGGCAGAUAAUAGAAGAAAUAUCACUUCUACUCAAAGACCUAUUUUUAGAAAUAAAGGAAACACAAUGAAUUAUUUGCCAAACUUCAAACUGUUCAAGGAAAAUUGUAUAUACUUUCGCAGGCUAGGUGCAAUAUUUUCGUGUAAUAAUUUUUCGAUAAAUAGAUAAAAAAGAGAAACUCAGCCAAAUAAGAUUAAAUUUUGCAGUGCUUGGUUAUUCUGAAAUUAAUUGAACUAACUAAUAAGAAGAGAUUUACUGUAAUAUUUGAUGACAAAGUUCAACGCUAGAAUUUUAUCGAAAUAUCUAAAACUCUAAACACUUUCCAAAAUUGUUCGUAGAAUAUUUUCACGACGUUUCGACGUUGCUUCACGUCAUCUUCAAAUCCAAAGUGUGAAUGACAAAUGAAAAUAUCUGCAAUAGGGAGAGUGUUUUUGUCGUUAGAGUAUAUAUGAAAUAAUUACGAAAUGUUAGAUAGAGUUUGGCACAUGUCGAGUCUUCGAAUCUUCCUUGUUAUCGAAGAUAUGUGGACGACACGCUAGUCACAAUGCACACCAUAGAAUCAACAACAAAGUUUAUCCAAGCACUUAAUGAUGUCCACUCAUACUUGGCUUUUACCGUGGAGCUUGAAGAAGAGGGCUCUAUCGUAUUCUACGGCACAAUUAUUAGAGCCUAUGAAAACAGCUAAACUACUGAAAACCAACUUACAGGCCCUCUAUUACGUUUUCAGAGACGCGUCGACAACAAGAGAAGAUUGGUAAACAGAUAAUUGAUCGUUCUCGCGAGGGACGCUCCCUUAACUGAGCGCGUCAAGCUUUGCACCAUGUUUUAGAAUUUGCGCUUUUUCCUUAAUUUUGAUUGAUGGAGUUUUGAUUUGAGCUGAGUUCAUAGACGGCAGUGUAAUAGCUGAGCGUCAUAUAUAAUUCGGUGUGUUGUGGUCAUCGUUUCAAUUGCAGAAGAGAUCUAACGCAUAAACGUUGUCUAUUCUUUCUGCCCUGUUAUGAGAACGCCAAUGCUUAAACUUGGGCUUACUGCAGACUAAAAAAAUGUUCCUUACGGUGAAUAAGUGUUGCUAACGAAUUAAUUUAUCAUUUUUAGGCCCCAAACCGAUGAACACAUCAUUUAUUUCCUGUUCUGCUGAUAACACAGUGUGGGUAAAUGAUGGCAUUGUUUUCAGCUGUUCCUCAAUUAGCAGUCCAUCUCCUGCAACAUAUGUCAUAUACCAUAACGGCAAGAAAAUAAAGAAAAACAGAUCUGGAUAUCACAAGAUAUGUAACGUCAAGCGACAGCAUGCCGGUAAUUACACUUGUCAACCAAGGAACACUUUUGGGAACGGGGAAAGUAAGAGCAUCCGUUUAACUGUGUAUGGUGAGUGCUGAGUACGCAUAAGUCAAAGUUAACACAGGGGCUAUGGUUACGAAGUCCGACAGGUUUCUUAAAAGUUUCUGUUAAGUUGUUUUCGGACCUGGGUUUUUACUGUCGUGAUUAACUAACCAACCAAUGGAACACUCGAUUGAUACGUAGCACCAAAGUUGUUUGACCACAAGAGCAAAAUAUGUGAUAAACAAGUGAGACAGAUAUAUUUGGAAAACGCCGCGAUUUAGUUUCAUAGAAAAGCUUUAAGCACGAAGUGUUUUGUCCUUACUUACCAGAAAAGCUGGCUGUGCAUGCGAUUCCACGUUGGCGGAAUGUGACAGAGGGGCGUGCUGCACGUUUUGAGUGCAGCGCCGCAGGAAGCCCACCACUCAACAUUACAUGGACAUCCCUGUCCACUGGAAAAGUUUACAGCGGAGGUCUCCUGUUGAUAAAGUCUGUCCAGCGAAAUGACACAGGAGAUUAUCAGUGCUCGGCUUCUAAUGGGCUAUCGGCACCCACCAAAGACAUCGUGUUUUUGAACGUACUCUGUAAGUAAACCUCUUCUAGAGGGUGCAAAAGACAACUAUCCUCCUUGGGAAAUUAUGAGAAGUAGUAGAGACCGGAAUUUGUCCUUUGAUUUAAAGCUCAAAACAAAAAAGGAUGAUAUUAACAAGGAAAGGGAAAAAUUAUGAAACUAUUUAUCAACUUGCCUUCUGGAAUUUCGCAGAUCAUAACUCAUAUAAAUCGUAGAAGGAAGUUUUUUUUAGUAUCUUUGCUUUUUCGUCAUUUCUCAAUGACUAAUCAUUUAACAGUAUAUAUCACUAAAACGCCAUGGAAAAGCUUUGUUGUAACAACUGUUUCUCAUAAAAUGAAGUGCAACUACUCUUUUUCUAAUUAUGCUUAAGACCCCCCGACAAUCACCGACACCGCGGGGCCAAACGUCAAUGUUAAGGAAGGUUACAAGCUCACCCUCUAUUGUCAUGGUAACGGAAACCCUCAACCAGUUUUUACCUGGAAAUUGUUGGGUACCAAUCAAACGUUUAGCGGUGGAGACGAGCGCAAUAUUAUGUUGCAUGCACAGAAGUCUCAUGCUGGAGUUUACCUUUGCACGGCGAGCAACUUCUUGGGAAACGUCUCCAAAACAAUUACAGUAAAUGUCUGGUGUAAGUACGAGUAUAUUCAAUGGUUAUGUGUCAAAAGCAUUAUUACUAGUGAGAGAGUGUCAGACAGUAUUCACUUCUCUUUAGUCGAACUAUAUAGCUGCUCAGCUAUUGUUGCUCGGAUGAUUGUCAGAACAACCGAAUUUUUUUCAAUUAUGUUAAAUCAUAAUUCAGAAAUCUCAAAAAUAAUGCCGCUAACAAGUUUGAAGUUGAGGUUUUAUUUGAAAUCGUCAAACAUCGCCACAAAACUGACCAAUCACGAAUCAGUUGUAUGAUGCUCGAUUUUCAAACAACUCCUCUCUCGAUUUUGCUGUGGUUAUCGAAACGUCAGUCACUGUCACGGAAAACACUGCUGUCACGAUUAUUCUCAUCAAAAUGAUAAGACCAGCCGAUCAAAAGUCUCUUUGCUCAAACUAAGUCUUUGGAAACAACCACUAUCUGCAUGCAUUCGCAUUCGUUCACAAUUUCGCUAAAGCACUGAAAAUCUUUUCUACUGAGAAAAGUGUUCGCCGACGGCUCUUUAAUUCAAACUUAAUGCUUGAUGAUGAUUAAUUUACGCUAAUCAAAAAGCUGUAAAGGAUUCAGUUCGCAAAAUUUUCAUUUAGGAAACCUAGUUUUCCUCUCCAAGAUAAACCAAAAGUUUAUCAGGAAGGAGUGACCUCAGUUACCGUGUGGAUUUGUUGGGAAACUAGAAAACAUUUCUCAGGCCAAACAAUUUUAAUAACAACUAAGGAGAGUUUUUCAUCUCCUAUUUCCAUUAUUGACUAAGUGACUUACUCAAUCGAUAGCAAGUCCAGUUCGUCCAAUCCUAACCCAUUUGGAAUGCGGAAGUUCUUUCAUCCGAGUCUCAUGGAAAGUCCUUUCACAAGAAGAGGGGAGUUUUGUUAUAAGUUACGUGGCUCAAGCGAUCGACCAGGACAACCCCAGAAAUGUUUUUAACUGUUCUGACAUAACUAUCAAUCACUGCAUCAUUAAAGGACUCCAACCAAACACAACCUACUUGGUUCGAGUGUACUCAACAAAUGUGGCUGGACAUGGUGUUUCUGAGUACGAGAGAAUUACGACAAAAGGGGAAGGUAAGUAGGUUGAUUUUCGAAAUAUUUGAUUAGGAAUUUUCAUAACUUGAAAAAAAUCAAUUAUUUGUUAGUUUGAAAAGUUAUACUGAGGAAAAACUAAGGAUGUCUAUAGGGACAAAGAAGCAACAAGGAACAGACAACAAAACAAAUGAAGGACUUUCGACCACUACGUUGAUGACAGUGCUAGCAGCUGUUGGAAUAGCCAUUUUCGUUGUACUCAUUGGGACACUGAUUGCUGUGAGGCGCACAAGGUCUGUUGGAAAAGGU
Pocillopora meandrina is the source of this 21814-nucleotide messenger RNA. Lineage: Eukaryota; Metazoa; Cnidaria; Anthozoa; Scleractinia; Pocilloporidae. The record is from the annotation of a GenBank genome assembly.